Molecule: messenger RNA, 814 nt
Organism: Argentina anserina (silverweed cinquefoil)
Lineage: Eukaryota; Viridiplantae; Streptophyta; Magnoliopsida; Rosales; Rosaceae
Product: RING-box protein 1a
Exons: 6
Coding region: 164-517 (117 amino acids)
Biological process (GO): ubiquitin-dependent protein catabolic process; protein ubiquitination
Cellular component (GO): nucleus; cullin-RING ubiquitin ligase complex
Molecular function (GO): cullin family protein binding; ubiquitin protein ligase activity; zinc ion binding
Source: RefSeq, a predicted model, not a curated record
ACCCGACCCGAUCUUAGUGCCAAAGCUCCAUUCACCCGUCUCUGUUUCCCAAUUUGACGCUCUCUCCUUUCUUUCUCUCCGUUCCUCUCAAAAUCAAAGGUCUCCUUCUUCCUUCUUCUCACUCCCAUCAAACCCUAAUUCCUCCUCCCUAAUCGCUAAAUCCAUGGCGACAUUGGACUCCGACGUCCCGAUGGUUCCCGUCGGUGAGGGCUCGAGCUCUGCAGGUCCGUCCUCAACCAAGAAGCCCAAGCGAUUCGAGAUCAAGAAGUGGAACGCCGUCGCUCUCUGGGCCUGGGAUAUUGUGGUGGAUAAUUGCGCUAUUUGCAGGAACCAUAUCAUGGACCUCUGCAUCGAGUGCCAGGCGAACCAGGCGAGUGCUACGAGUGAGGAGUGCACUGUUGCUUGGGGGGUUUGUAACCAUGCUUUCCACUUCCACUGCAUAAGCAGAUGGCUCAAGACUCGUCAAGUGUGCCCCUUGGAUAACAGCGAGUGGGAAUUCCAGAAGUAUGGUCACUAGGAUCUUUCAUCUGGUGCGGUGUUGGGACUUUCUUUGCACAUCGUCAAGUUUCACCUCUGUGGCAAACUAUGCUUGGACGAUUUUAAGGAUGGUCUUAUAACUUUUGUCUAUCCUUCUUUUUAUAUGUAAUCUGGUCCUUUAUGGAGUUGUUUGUACUGGAAGCCGUAUAUUUUUGCUGUGCAUUUAGCUGGGCAUUGUCUGGAUUGUGAAUUUUCUAUUGUCUAUGGUCAACUUCAUGGCGUUCUUUAUGAAUGAAGUUAUAAAUAUUCAUCCAUAUUGAGUUUGGCUUCUUUUAGA